AUGGACGCUUCUUCUCCGUCUACCAAAUUAGUAGGAGAUGCCUCUGGAAUUUCUUCAACAACUUCAAGUCUUUUCACUGAUUCUGACAAAUUGACUUUUGGAGCUGAAAAUUUGAACACCCCGUCUAGCACGAUUUUAGCGAUUUCAGAAUCGACUUUGAGCUCCUUGAUCAUGAGCACUAGCCUGUCGGAUUUCACGUCUUCCGCUGCGCCCCAAACGUUCCCGACAGAACCCGGAGAAAAGAAAAAACAGACUAAAGAAGAAUUUUACUCUAUCUUGACUGCUCACUCAACAACUGUAAAUGCUCAAGAAGUUCGGAUGACGACUACUCUGCCAAGCUCAACAGGAAAAACAGAAGAGGAAAUGCCAACAGACACUUCUAAGGUUGAUCUGAACUCAACUAGUGGCAUUACGAGCAUUUUCAAGAUUCCAACUUUUUCACCUCCUACCGAAUCUGGAACGAGUGGCAAAGCAACAUCUAUCUCUGAACCUUUUCCGACUGGUGCUCCUAUCACGGAGUCUCCUUCGAUCUCCUCAGCUGGCAAAGAUUUUACUCAAUCAAUCAAAACAAGCAGCUUCUCAACACAAUCGAGCCCAGUUAGUCGCUCGGAUGGGUCGACUUUUGGUCCUGACAAUGGUUUCAGCGCGACUCCGACUUUGACCGUCGAAGGUGAAACGCUUGAAAGCUCCACGUUUCCUCCAGAUACAACUACCAAAGUAUUCUCAGAAGGUACACACACAUCUUCGAACGAGAAAAAAGAAACGACUAAGGCUCCAGAAAAUGGCUUCAAAAACACGCCAAGAUUAGAACAAAUACUUGGAGCGUCAACAGAACGGCCGUCGACAGACAUAUUCAUAAACAUCACAAUUUCCGAAACACCAAAAGAAGAGACGACAACUGUCAAGAGUGAUUCGAGCACAAAAUCGGAAUCGGACGAAAGCCCAACCACUGACAAUACUUUCAAAAGUUCGGAAAAAUCUUCUGCUGUUACUGAAAAGAUUUUGCCUGAGGAAAUGAUAGAGCCGCGCUGGACAGGCUCAGCAGACACUUCUACGACAUCUGAUUGGGUCACAGAAAAGAGUUCUUCUAGCUCAACUACGGGAAGUGCCAUUCCCUCGGGAACUUCUUCGAAUCAAAAUCUCACCGCGGAUCUGACUCAUCCUUCAACAGCCGCUACUGGCUCAUUUCAUCAGAAAGAGGAAGGUGAACCAACUGAAAAGAAAGAUUUUGGGAACCAUGAGUCUUCUCCAACCUCAUUCGAAAGCUUCCCAAGCUCCACCACUGAGAGCUUCGAAGUCCGAACGUCCCUACCUGCGAACAAAACAGUCGAAGGAGACUUCGGAAAGGAAAAUCUUCCCACAAAAACAACUUUGAGGGGCAAUAUUGGAAGUUUCGAAGCCAGUACAGCUCCUUCUGAAGAAACAACGUUUUCUACUGGCAAUAUUUUCGGAAAAGAAAGAAUCACCAGCACAACGAAACCUGUAAUCUCUGCAAAUAGUAGUACUGAGUCACAUAACAGUCCAGAAAGCUCCACGGGAGGCAGUUCAACGCUUUCCGUGUCGACUGAAGAGUCGAGUGGGCUGAAAGGAGCUACAAGUCAGGAAAACUCGCAAACUUUGAAAGAAAGUACGUCUGUGACCGAGGCCGAAGAGAGCACUACAGGACCCUCAAUCCUUCAAACAAAAUCGGACAGUUCGAUUUCUCCCGAAUCUCAAAGAUUUGAAACGGAAACUCUCGAGAGCAGGACGGAAACCUCUCUUGAGACCACAACAGCUCGACCGAAAUUGAUCGAUUUCACUGACAAAAAUGCAAGCACACCUUCUUCUACGGCUUCUAACGUUGAGUCGACUUAUCCUCCGCAUGAAACGAAAGAAGCUGAAAGUAGCACGGUUAGCGGAUUCACGUUUAGUACUACCAGCGCUUCGAAUCUUCACGCGGGUGACCUGAGCACAUUGUCUACUGAAAGCUCGACGACUUCAAGUAGCACAUCGAUGAAUGCGGAAAGCUCUACUAAUGAUCUGGGAGAAGAGUUACCAACUACAACUUCUCCCCAUCUUGAAGUGACUAUCAGUUCGGACUUGUCCUCAUCAUUCUUCAGUGAAAGUUCAAGAGUUGCCACUUCCUCGCAUAGUCCACCAUCCCCGAACGAAAAACUCCCAUCAAUUUUUCCAAGCAGUACUUCAAUUCCUACUUCGACUCAAACAAUCGUAAAUAAAGUCACGUCUGAAACCUCUACCACUAACAUUUUGAGCACAUCGGCUGAAAUAAAUGAGGAAAACCUCUCUACAAAGCAAACUAUUAUAGCGACAAGCACACCUAAAGAAAGCCCUACUGACGAUCCGGAAAUCAACCCUGAUGCAACCGAAUUGAGAACUUCGAUUUCCACUGAGAGCUCUACAGAGCUGUCGAUAAAUGUUACAGCCGAAAAAGAAGAAUCAUCGAAUUCAAUAACUUCUGAAACACAUGAGAGAACUACUGCAAAUUUCACGCAAAAAAACUCAACUCUCGUGCCUGCUGGUAACGGCUUUGAACAUUCCACAGCGGAUCCAUCUUCAGUAGCAAAGCUCGAUGAAAAGAAAAAAAAAGAGAAUUUCAGCACCAGAGGACUCCCCGAGGUUUCAACGAUCAGUAUCAAAACUGUCGAUGAGACUUUGGAGUCUGAGGUUUUUGAAACCACCCCAUCUUUGUCAACUCCAGCUUCUGGAGAAGCAGUUACUCAAAGCUUCGAAGCAACCUCUCAGUUUGGAUCGGCUCCUACUAGUUUGAACGAAGUUUCGUCGUCGAAGAGAACUUCCCCGAGAGGUCAAAAAGACGAAGUCCAAGAGACAACGUCUUCAAACCCUGAACUCGAAGAAACAACGAAAAAAGGGACCUUUGAAAUGCUAGAAUCGUCUACUCAACCCAACUUUUCAAUUGAACCUACAGGAUCGGAAAAUUUUUCCGUUGAAAAAACUACAGCUGAUUCAAAAAUGGAAAACAGCUUGAGAAGUAUCAUCCCUGAGGGAGAAGAAGAAGAAUCUGCUGCCUGGGAAACCAGUACAGGAACGCCUUCCAGUCCUUUAACAGCAGCUUCGAUGUCAGGAAACUUCGAGUUUGGAAAAAUUAGCUCAAGCGCAACUUCUGAAACAGCAACUCAGACGGUUUCAUCGUCGUUGGUCGAAACAACUCAAAAAACGGGAUCAAAUUUCGAGAAUACUUCGUUUCCAACCGCAAAUUUGACUAGGCCGACCGUUAACGUUAUUGAAAAUGGGGAGUUCACGAGUACCGGUGCAUCUAAUGCAGUCACAACCGAUGACUCGUCUCGGACUUCGACUGGCAGUAGUUCCAGUCUAUUAGGAUCUUCGAAUCCAAUGACGAAAGAAGCGGUCAAAACUGAAACGUCAGCAAGAACCUCGAAGCUGACCACAGCCACCAUUGAUAUUGAUCUGGAGACACCUCAAACUUCCGAAUCAGACAAAAAUAUUCCCAGCGCGAGCCUUUUUGAGACCACACUCCGAACUGCGUCUCCCCCCUUACCAGUUGAAAAAGAAGAAGCUUCGUCAGCAUCUUCUUUUGUUCCAACUCAAGAUGAAACUUCUGCUCGCUUUCCCUCUUCUUCUAUUGGCACGAUUCCUGAAAAUCAAAGCUCUACCAGAAUGCCGAUGGCCAAAAAAGAAGUUGAAGAUGUUCAACCAACUCCUUCGAAAAUGACAACUGGGGAAGAAGAACUCACUUCAGAAACGCCUUUUGUCCUCGUCUCUGAUGGAAACCGAAUUCCUACUCAAAAUGAAACUUUUUCUAACAGAACGCCUUCUUCCAAUGGAGCCACCUUUGAAAUGGAGAAUUCCACCACCUUUUCAAUAAUGAACGAAAAAACUGAAUCCAUACAGACUACAUCGUCUACCUCAGUUAACAAACUGAGUUCUGAAGGCCCAUCUGAUGCGAAAAUGCAAAAUGAAACUUCUUUCAACACCACGCCCAAAAGUUUAAUAUCUUCUUCGACUAGCACCUCAUCUGAGAUACAAAGCAGAAGCACUUCGAUGCGGAACCUCGGAGGGACGCUCCUGCCAGAAAAAUCUUCGGAAGUAGCUUCCAGCUCAGCAGUUCCCGAUUUCACGUUGUCCACUCUCACUGCGUUGCCACCCUCUUCACCAGAAUCUUUCACAGCAUCCACACCUUCAACCCAGUCUGCAAGUGGUCCGCUCUUUUCGUCACAAGCAACAGCACUACACAAAACCACGUCAGGUACCGUUCACACCGUCACGAGCUCACGUGAAUUUGAAUUUCUAAAUAAUUAACAUUGCCUUAACUUUUCCGAACAAUCUAUUCAAACGUUUUGAAAAUUACGAGACAAACUUCAAAGCACGUGUGCAACGUUUUUCUAAUAAUGUAAAGAGUGAACUCUAACUUUAAAAAUCUAUUUAAUCAAAGCACGAGUGAAAUUAAUGAUAGAGUCAAAAAAGGCCGUAUAAAUGGAAGUCCGUAAAUUAGUGUCAUUCACGGAAUAACAGUUCAAAUCAAGCAUUUAUUUCACUUUCAGAAAAGCUUUGUUGACGGAGAGAAAAAUAUUGCAGUUCCUAAACUCAUUUACGGAGCGUAAUCUCUCAUUUAUACGACUUCAUCCUAACAGAAUCAGUAAAAUACAAAAAAAAAAACGAAUAUUUAUUUGGAAUUUUAAUUAAAUGUACAGGUCACCGCGGUCCUCCUAGUGCUACGCCGACAGAGGCUCCAGAAGUUGUAGAAGUGACCGAAAAUGCGUACGGAGUUCAAGUAGAAGAGACGACGACCAGAAGUCCCUCAUCCGCUACAAAAACUGCGAAUCAGCCGACAGAGACCUCGACUGGAGCUGUACCUCUCUCACUUGCUCCGGAAAAAAUGUCGACACUUCAGUCGACGACUGGGACAGAGACAUCGACGACGGAGAAGACGUCGAGCUCAGAGGCGGCUUCGACCUUGGAGACGACGACGCUCCCUGAGUCAUCCACCCAAAGUGAGUGUUUUAUUUAUUUUUUCGCAACUCGUUUGUUGGGAAAACCUUUUUCAUUUUUCAGGCCUUUGCGCAAAGGCGAGUUGUCACGAACUGGCUGUGUGCGAGGAAACGACAGGAAAAUGCUCUUGUAGAGAAGGAUUCGAAGGAGAUGGCGUCAACGGCUGCAGGUAAUAACUGCAGUUGGAGAGUUCAACCCAAAGCCUCAUUUUGAAGCAAAAAAGCGAGUGCCGACUGCCUUUCUCUACCUUCGCUGUGCUCUUCGCACGGUUCCUGUGACGUCACGACUCGCAGCUGCAAGUGCGACGCCGGCUACAUCGGAGACGGCUACUCUUGCGAACCUCAUCCACAAGAUUGCGUUCUCCGUCCGAACCUCUGCGGUCCUGAAGCGAUUUGCAUGGGCCGACGCUGCCAGUGUCUGCCUGGCUUCACUGGUAAGUCUGUCCAAAUCAACGAAUAUCAUCUUUUCGAAUCAAUCAAAAAACUUAAAACCCAAACAAAAUAUUUUUGUUCUCAAAUUAUCUCAAUUUUUAAAAUAAUUUCAUUCUUAAAGUGUUGGAAAUGUAUGAAGCCCUUUUCGUGCGAAGACUUUGGGAUCAAAAAAAAGGUUUUCUUCGUUUUACUUAUCAGAAAACAGAAAAUGUUCCAUUGCAGACAAAGUUUCAUCUCAGAUUGCAUUUUUGAUUGCAGGCGACGGAGUCAAGUGCGUCUCGAUCCACGAAAGAGCUUCCAAUUGCACACAGUGCGACUCCAACGCCCACUGCGUCGGCGGUACGUGUGCCUGCAACGUCGGCUACUUCGGCAACGGACUUUGCUGCGUCCCUGAUCCGCUCGACUGCGUCCACUUCACCGGAAUCUGUCAUCCUCACGCCGUCUGUGAUGCCGAGUCUCGCCAGUGCAAGUGCUCCUCAGGUCCGUUCCUAACUUCGAAUUCAAUACUACUGUAACUAAAUUUUAUGUGGCACAAUAUUGUAGGGAAAUCGAUGAAUGACAUUGAAAAUUUUUAGAAAAAAACAUUUUUUUUUCAAAUUUUUUUCGUUCUGCGAUUUUUUUCAAUUUCAUGUGGAUUUAUAAAAUGGUCUUGUAGUGUCAGAAGUUUCUUUGAUAGUGUUUCUUCCUAAUAUGGGCAUGCGCAAAUUAAACGAUUGAAAGAGGAAAUUAUUGAAAAAAAAACACAUUAUGCGACCAUAAUGGGCUUUUCAUUCGAGGCAUUCUCCCGGAAACUUCAAAAAAGCAUAACUUUCGGAAUGCUGACUGUUUUGCAUUGAACACCUACUGCUCACGAUUUUUUGCUAGAAAAAUUGAAUAACCUGCGAUUUUUAUCAACUUCAUUAGUUUACGUUAAAAACAUCUUUCAAGUUAUUCUGGAUUUCCUUCAGGAUACCUCGGCAACGGAAUCUCGUGUUUCCCACAGCGCUCCUGCAGAACGGACGCUUCGGUUUGCUCUCCGCACGCCAUCUGCCUUCCUACGGGAACUUGUGUCUGCCGUCACGGCUUCGAUGGCGACGGACACAUCUGCGCAGCAGGUCGCGUUUCAGCCAUUCACACAUCUCAAUUCAUGAAGUUUGAAGAAAAAAAUAACUCGGAAUUUCAGUGGGCGCCAGUCAGAAGCUGGGUCUGAGUGACGUUCCGACGUCUUCUUGCGUCGUUCCUUGCGACGAAGACACUCAGCUGUGCAUCUCCGGCGAGUGCAUCUGUAAACAUGGCUUCAAAGCCGUUGAUGGAGGCCGCUGUGAUGGUGAUUUUUCCUUUUCUGAGUACCUUUCAUUGAUUAUCGUAUUCAUCGUCACAAUCGAUCACUUCUGCACGAGCUAUUUUUCCAGACGUUGACGAAUGCGCUGAAGGAACGGAUAGUUGUGACCGACUUGCGAAGUGUAGCAACACUCGGGGAUCUCAUGUCUGCACCUGCCCCGACGGCUUCAUCGGCGACGGUACUUCCUGCAUCCCACACGUCAACUCCGGCAAGCUCUCAGGUAGCUCUAACUUUCUUUGCAGCCUCUGUGAAAAUGAAGCUUCAGUGUAUUGUGAAACUGAUGGAAUGACGCUGGUCCUCGGCAACGACACUGAGCACUUUGAGGGAAGAAUGUUCGUAAAAGGCCAGGCCGAGAAUCCUCACUGCUCCAAAACCUUCACAUCUCUCGUCAACUCGCAUAAGCCCUACAUCUUCAAGGUCUCCUUCGAGCACUGCGACGUCAACCUUCUCGAAAACGUGAGUCAUCAUCUCAGUUUCAUUCCCAAACUCUCUUUUCAGCACACUCUGGCUUCUACCGUUGUCGUACAGAAGCACGCCAUGUUCAUCACAACCAAGGCUGACUCCUACGACCUUCGUUGUUCUUAUCCCAUCGGAACUCGAAACGUUUGAAAGCAACAAAGAACAUCUUUUCAUCGUUGAAUCGUUUAGGUGGAGUCUAAACUGAAUGUUUCUGAACUAUCGACAGCGUCCACGCUAACAGACGCCAAGAACUCGCCGGUCUGCAAACUGACCGUCACCAACCACGAGGAGCAGUUCAUUUCCUCCGCAGUCGUGGGAGACUUUCUGCGGCUCAGCCUCGAAGUCAUUCCCAACAGUGAGCACAACUCUACUCGCUCUCCCUAACUCUAGUUGCAGACACCUUCACAAUCGUGCCUCGCAACUGCUUCGCGGUCAACAUCGAAAAUGGCGAGCGGUACACGCUGACGGACGAAAGCGGCUGCGCGAUCGACGAAAACCUCUUCCCACAAUGGACCUCUGUGACGCCGGCACGCACUCGCGUCGUCUUCCGCACUUUCAAAUGGCCGGACAGCUCCAUGAUCCGAUUCCAGUGCGACUGCGCUCCUUGUGUGGGAAAAUGUCCUCAGGUUUGUUGCCUUUGAGAAAGGAGAUUCCGAGUAAGAUUCAAAACAUCGUUUUCAGCCUGACUGCAUGCAAAAAGAAGUAGACGCUUUCCGCUUCAGACGUCAUUCUGCAUCAGACGAUGAGGCUGAAGCAAGUGAAACCGUCGUUGUAAGUUCCAUCUGGCCUCUGAAGACAACUUCUGUGUGUUGCAGAUGAGCGGUGUUCAAAAACUAGCCGUGUCCUCGAUCAUCGCUGUCAAGGACCAUGCCGAAGAAGCCAUGAAUCCUGAGGAAGACGGCAUCGUCGUCCACAAGUGGUACAGAGGCAAGUUUUGACGUCAUCUUUCUCACUCAGCGAAGGACCUUUCAGAAUCAUUCAACUCUGCGGAGACCUGCAUGAGCUAUGCUUCGGCUGCAGCAGUAGCCGUGCUAGCCGUGAUUUGUGUCGUGCUCCUCAUCGCCAUCCGCAAGUCGGCACGUCUUCCAAAGCCUCGACUUGGCUCAUCAUCAGACCUUUCGCGUCGUAUUUAG
Messenger RNA from Caenorhabditis auriculariae, 8312 nucleotides. NCBI's taxonomy places the organism in Eukaryota, Metazoa, Nematoda, Chromadorea, Rhabditida, Rhabditidae. The record is from the annotation of a GenBank genome assembly.